AGGCGCGUGGUCUGUGCGGCGGCCGCCUACGUUUUAUUCUCACUGCUGCUCUCUGGACACAGUCCUCUGAAGCGCUGGCGUCGGCAGGAGCGGCCGUUCCCCGUCUUCUGUGACUGUUUGUCCGUGUGUGUGUGUGCGUGUGUGUAUAUGUAUGUAUGUAUGUGUGGUUUGCGCGUGAACCGGCAGCAUCAGAGACCAAGCAGGCCAGCGCGAGCCAGCAAGAAAGGCAGGCAGGGCAGAGAGAGGCAACCCGCGAGCGCUCAGCUAGCAACCGUACGUUACACUGCGAGAGAUGGUCACGUCCACCCCUGGGAUCCUUCUGCUGCCGAUGCUAAUAUGUCUCCAGCACUGCAUUAAUGUCCACGGUACAAAGACAGAAUGUGAGGCCAGCCAGUUUCAGUGUGGAAACGGUCGCUGCAUCCCGUCCGUCUGGCAGUGUGACGGAGACGAGGACUGCACCGACGGCAGCGACGAGAACUCCUGUGUUAAAAAGACUUGUGCAGAGGUGGACUUUGUGUGUCAGAACGGCCAGUGUGUCCCGAAGAGGUGGCACUGUGAUGGGGAGCCGGACUGUGAGGACGGGUCAGACGAGAGCUUAGAAAUCUGCCACAUGAGGACGUGUCGUGUGAACGAGUUUAGCUGCGGAGCAGGAUCCACUCAGUGUAUCCCCAUCUUCUGGAAAUGUGAUGGAGAGAAGGACUGUGACAAUGGAGAGGACGAGGUCAACUGUGGUAACAUUACCUGUGCUCCAAAUGAGUUCACGUGCGCCAGCGGCCGCUGCAUCUCGCGGAACUUUGUGUGUAACAGCGAGGAUGACUGUGGUGACGGCUCGGAUGAGGUUGAGUGCGCUCCAUCCUCCUGCGGCCCCAGUGAAUUCCAGUGUGGGAACUCAUCGUGCAUCCCUGCCAGCUGGGUGUGUGACGACGACGUUGACUGCCAGGACCAGUCAGAUGAGUCUCCGUCUCGUUGCGGCCGUCACCCGACGCCGCCGGCCAAAUGUUCGUCCAGUGAGAUGCAGUGCCGUUCAGGAGAGUGUAUUCACAAGAAGUGGAGGUGUGAUGGAGACCCCGACUGCAAGGAUGGCAGCGAUGAAGCCAACUGUCCUGUACGUACCUGUGGACCAGAUCAGUUCAAAUGUGAUGAUGGAAACUGCAUCCUGGGCAGCAGACAAUGUAACGGUGUCAGAGACUGCACCGACGGAUCAGAUGAAGUCAACUGCAAAAACAUGACUCAGUGUCACGGGCCAGAGAAAUUCAAGUGUCGCAGCGGUGAGUGUAUCGAGAUGAGCAAAGUGUGCAACAAGGCCCGAGACUGUCCCGACUGGAGUGAUGAGCCCAUCAAGGAAUGCAAUCUAAACGAGUGUCUCCUGAAUAACGGAGGCUGCUCUCACAUCUGCAAGGACAUGGUAAUUGGCUUUGAGUGUGACUGCACACCUGGACUGCAGCUCAUUGACCACAAGACCUGUGGAGACAUCAAUGAGUGCCUGAAUCCCGGCAUCUGCAGUCAGAUCUGCAUCAACCUGAAGGGAGGAUACAAGUGUGAAUGCCACAACGGCUACCAGAUGGAUCCAACCACUGGAGUCUGCAAGGCUGUUGGUAAAGAGCCCUGCCUGAUCUUUACUAACCGCCGUGACAUCCGUCGUCUGGGUCUGGAGAGGAAGGAGUACACUCAGAUUGUGGAGCAGCAGAGGAACACGGUGGCUCUGGAUGCAGACUUUGACCAGCAGAUGAUCUUCUGGGCUGACCUGGGCCAGAAGGCCAUAUAUAGCACCGUGCUGGACAAACGAGGGGACGUUGGCACCCACAACAAAGUGAUAGACAACGUCCAGACUCCAGUGGGAAUCGCCGUGGACUGGAUUUAUAAGAACAUGUACUGGUCUGAUCUCAGCACCAAAACCAUUUCUGUAGCCAACUUCAACGGAACCAAACAGAAGGUCCUGUUCAGCAGAGGCCUUAAAGAACCGGCGUCCAUCGCUGUGGAUCCAUUGUCUGGGUUUCUGUACUGGUCUGACUGGGGGGAACCUGCCAAGAUUGAGAAAUCUGGUAUGAAUGGAGUGGACAGACAGGUUCUGGUGGCAACAGACAUUCAGUGGCCUAAUGGAAUCACUCUCGAUCUGAUCAAAGGCAGGUUGUACUGGGUCGACUCUAAGCUCCACAUGCUCUGUAGUGUCGACCUGAACGGAGACAACAGGAAGAAAGUACUGCAGUCCUCCGACUACCUGGCUCAUCCCUUCGCUCUCACUGUUUUUGAGGAUCGAGUGUUUUGGACAGACGGCGAAAAUGAAGCUAUUUACGGUGCAAACAAGUUCACAGGCUCUGACGUGGUGACGCUGGCCAGCAACCUGAACGACCCCCAGGACAUCAUAGUCUAUCAUGAGCUGAUCCAGUUAUCUGGAACUAACUGGUGCACAGAAAAAGGUGAAAAUGGAGGCUGUAGCUACAUGUGUCUGCCUGCACCGCAAAUCAACAAACACUCCCCCAAAUACACGUGUGUGUGUCCGGAGGGGCAGGAGCUGGCUGCUGACGGCUUACGCUGCAGACCUGACCCUUCUACCAAAGGUCCCUCAAAGGAUGAUGGGAACGUUCUAAUACAGCCACCCCCAGAAGCCAACGUGAGCACAUCGAUCCAGGUGAACUCCACAGCCAGAGGGUCUGCUGCUGCCUGGGCCAUACUUCCUGUCUUGCUGCUGGCGAUGGCGGCGGCGGGCGGCUACCUGAUGUGGAGAAACUGGCAACUGAAGAACCAGAAGAGCAUGAACUUUGACAACCCUGUCUACCUGAAGACCACAGAAGAAGACCUCAACAUCGACAUCACCCGGCAUAGCGCCAACGUGGGACACACCUACCCUGCGAUUUCGAUAGUGAGCACAGAUGAUGAUUUGUCCUGAUCGUCUUGGGGUUUUUUGUGGGUUUUUUUACGGCAACCCGUAGUGUUGCAUGGCGCCUCCUCGUUCCCAUGCCGACGGUUGUCUGUAGCAGCAGCAGCAGCCCUUACAGUUACGACCACAUGCCUUCUGAAGUGCAUUAUGUCAUUAUCUGUGGUGAGGAUGACCAGAGGAAAUGUUACUUAUGUGAAUACUACAAUGAAUUAUGUGUCAUAACUGUUUUCACUCAGUGCGUCCAAAGUGUUAAGGAUUUUCUUUCUUUUCUUUUUUUUUUUUUUUUUUUUUUUUUUUUUUUUUUUUUUUGUUUUUUUUU
Messenger RNA from Seriola dumerili (greater amberjack), 3197 nucleotides. RefSeq names its product very low density lipoprotein receptor (gene vldlr). The coding region runs from base 293 to 2887 and encodes 864 amino acids. The transcript has 20 exons. The record is from RefSeq and is a predicted model, not a curated record. Gene Ontology annotation, molecular function: protein binding; calcium ion binding. Lineage: Eukaryota; Metazoa; Chordata; Actinopteri; Carangiformes; Carangidae.